This is a messenger RNA of Rhizophagus irregularis DAOM 181602=DAOM 197198, 1213 nucleotides long. RefSeq lists its product as uncharacterized. The record is from RefSeq and is a predicted model, not a curated record. NCBI's taxonomy places the organism in Eukaryota, Fungi, Glomeromycota, Glomeromycetes, Glomerales, Glomeraceae.
UUUUCAUUGAUAACCUACAACUUUUUACAUAAUGUCAGUUACUACUCCUACAAACUAUCAUAAACUUUUACUUAUAUUCAUUCAUGGUUUUAAAGGUGAUGAUCAUACUUUUAAGGAUUUCCCAGUUCGCCUUCAAUAUGCACUAACAGAAACCAUACAAAGCGUAGAAGCAGAACCACUAAUUUAUCCUCGAUAUGAGACUCGAGGAGACUUAAAGAAAGCUGUUGAGAUGUUUUGUUUAUGGCUAGAGGGAGUUGUUGAGGAAAAAGAAAAGCAGAUAAGUGGUAAUGGUGAUGUUUGGGUAUGCUUAGUUGGCCAUUCUAUGGGAGGUAUUUUAGCUGCAGAAGCAAUUUUAAAAUAUAAAAAUCAAACGGAAACACGUCCACCGAAAAUAAUUGGAUUACUUGCAUUUGACACUCCAUAUUUUGGAGUAGAUAAUAAUGUUUUUACCAAGGCUGCAUUAGCACGAGCUAAUAAAGUUAAACAAAGUGUAACUGGUUCUUAUACUUUUUUAUCAAGUGCUGCUUCAGCUGGAGGAUUUUUUUCUUCUUCUAAAACGAAUACUAAAGCCGUUGAGACUGUAGAAAACCCACCAACUUCUCCAUCUUCAGGAUGGGGAAAAUGGGGUUUAGCAGCUGUAGCUGGGUUUGCUGGUGUUGCUGCUGCUGGUGCUGCUGCUUAUUAUAAUAAAGACUUAGUUAAUCAAGGUACCGAUUACCUGGGAAGUCAUUUUGAAUUUGUUGGUGUUUUAUUUAAUCCUACUGAAUUAGUAGAAAGGGUUAAUAAUUUGAUUAAAUUAGAUAAUUGCCUCUUUCAUUGUUAUUAUACUGAAAUUCCACCGGCAGGCCAAUAUAAAGAAACAAGAACAUUCAUUAAAUUGCCACCAUCAGAUGUGAAAACUUAUUUUUCAGCUCUUACAAGUAUGAAUGAAGAUGAAAUUGAAGCUCAUAUUUCUAUAUUUAAUCCAAAUCAGACAAAUGGUUUAGAUAAUGUUGCUUUAAAGGAAAUAACUGAGAUUGUGAAUAAAUUUGAAAAGUUAUUGCCUAAAAAAAAACUGAUUUAAAUGGUUCGAGUAUUUAUAUUAUUAUUUAUUUAAAAAACAUAUUUAAAAUAAUUUAUCUGUUAUUAUGUAUUUGUUAUAUGUAUGAAUAAAAAUUUAUUGUGUUGAAAUAAUAAUGGUGACGUCAUAAAUACAAAAUCACCUGACAUUUUA